GCCGCGGCCAGAGGCCGAAGCCCAGGAGCACCCAUUCUCCCUGCUCUCCCAGGUGGGGCUCUGAGAUGGAGUCUGGGAGCAGAACCUGGGGUCCCCCCAGGAUGCCUGACAGCCACAAACGGGGUGCUUGGUGGGAGGUGACUGGCCCUCACAGGCCCUCACGGAGCUGUGAAUGGGCAGGAAGACCUGGGGGGUGGGUCUGGUAGCCCGAGGUUCACCCCCAGCCACACCCAUGAGCCUCAGCGGCAGGAGACCACCCCUUCCUGUGCCGUGUUUGUCUCCUCGCCUGCGCAUGCCCACCUGGUUGGGUGAUGGCGGGAGGUCCGCUCUCAGCACACACCCACUGACUAAUGUCUAGACCCCAGGCGGGGGCCGCAGCAGGUGGGUGAGGUUGCCGGGCUGCGGCGCGUUGAGAUGCAGUCAGACCCACAGGCAGGAAGUGAGGUGGGGAGCUCUGCCGAGAGCUGCAGAAAGGCACACUCCUUGGGGUGCCGAGCCGCCCGGCUUGCCCCAGACAGGGCUGACGAGGUACCACUGUGCCCAUGGCCUUGGCUGGUGCAGGACUUCACAGGAUGGGGCCACAGAUGUCCUCGGCCCCAGCCACCCUCUGGGUCCUAGGGUGCCUGGCCCUGGUCCUUUGGCUCUGGGUGCUGUGCACAGGCUGCCACAGGAAGCAGGCGCGGAGGCAGCAGUCAGAGCUGCAGGGCAGCGUGAUGCAGUCACUGCCAUUGCUGAGGCCACCGCACCUCUGCUCCCUCAGCAAAUCGGACACCAGAUUGCAUGAGCUAUGCCGGAGCCCUCCAGGCUGCAGGGCUCCACGGCCUGUCAGCAUGGAUCUCUUGCGCCUGCAAUGUUUGGAGGGGUCCAGAGGCACCACCAGGCCCCAGGCAGCCUUCUCACAGCGGGAACUGCCCCGGCCCGGGCCUGCUCCCUCUGCCACCCAGCCCUCCAUCAGCCAUGAGGCCACCUAUUCCAACGUGGGGCUGGCUGCGAUCCCCAGGGCCAGCCUGGCAGCCAGCCCUGUCGUGUGGGCAGGAGCACGGCUGACCAGAAGCUGUGCCAGACCUGGGCCUGAGGCCAGGUCCGUGGUGGCUGAGUAUGCUUGCAUCCAGAAGCUCAAGGGAGCAGGUCUGGGGCCCCAAGGCCUGGAGCAGGGGAGGGCCGAGGGGACCCCAGCCAUUCAGGUGGACAUCCUGUACUCCAGGGUCAACAAGCAGAAAAGGAGAGACCCAGAACCUGCCACAGACCAGCAGGACCUCAGGGACGGGGGAGUGAGUCUGACUCGGGGGAGCAACCUGGCCUGUGAGGCCCCCCCACUCAGGGGCCUGAGUGUGGACAAGGGCCUCCUGGAAAACGUGUAUGAGAGCAUCCAGGAAAUGCGGGCCCCUGAGCGCCAGGAACCCCCCAAAUGUAGCUAUUAGCAUGAGCAGACAUGAAGGCCUCCUGCUUCCCCCCUACCCCUCAGCCUAGGGAGGCGACUCCAUUCCCUCCCUGCCCUGAACACCAAGUACAGAUGUUCCUGCAGUGUGGGGCCUGGCCCCCACCACACGCACAGCUGGCAGCACAAAUCCCAGAUCCCAGGGCCGCCCGUCUUGAGGGCCCUAGCUGCCUGGCCUCUCCCAGCCACGUCUUAAUAAAUCCCCAGCUCAGUGAAGAUGGACACAUCGCGCCUCACAGCCAUCUCUUCUUGAAAGCCUGAGGGGUGGGGUUGUCUGGAAGGAGUAAAGACACCCUCUUACCUCGGGCGCAAGCGCUCUCCCUCCUUGGGUGCCUGGGCCUUGUCACCUGAGGCCACAGGCCCUCGGUCAGACUCAAAGACCGCAGGGAGUGGGGCAGGCCUAGGGGUGGUGGUCCCCAGGCCCAAUCGGUUCUAUACGGCAGUGCCGCCGCCGGCAGGGUGGCCGCCCUAGGGUGGGACUUGGACCCUGAACGCCAAAGGAGGGCUCCACCAUCCAGCCCCUGGGUUACAUAAGGGGUGGGGGUGGUGGGUAGUCGUGCGUUAAAGAAUAACCU
Rhinolophus ferrumequinum (greater horseshoe bat) is the source of this 2013-nucleotide messenger RNA. RefSeq names its product Lck interacting transmembrane adaptor 1 (gene LIME1). Lineage: Eukaryota; Metazoa; Chordata; Mammalia; Chiroptera; Rhinolophidae. Gene Ontology annotation, biological process: regulation of release of sequestered calcium ion into cytosol; regulation of transcription by RNA polymerase II; B cell receptor signaling pathway. Gene Ontology annotation, molecular function: protein kinase binding. Gene Ontology annotation, cellular component: B cell receptor complex. The transcript is spliced from 6 exons. The record is from RefSeq and is a predicted model, not a curated record. The coding region runs from base 543 to 1421 and encodes 292 amino acids.